AGCCGGUGUAUUGAUUGAUAAAAAUUGAUACAUACAGUAUAUAUGGAUUCAAUUGUAGCUACAACUGAUGAAUAUUUUUUUUUCGUUUCGUAUGUCAAUCUGUCCAUCUGUGUGUAUUAUGAAUUGAAUUUACACAACACACGCACACGUUUUGGAUUGACGAGUUCAUUUUGUUGUUUUUGUUGUUGUUGUUGUUGUUGUUGUUGAUGAAUAUUUUUGAUCAACGAUGAUGACGACGAAGUUCUUUUAGUUUUUCUUUCAUUUUUUUUUUUUUUGGUGAUAAAUAACCGUAUGUGGAUGUAAUAAUAUUCAUAAUUUCAUCUUGUUUGACAAAAAAAAAAAAAAUUGUCAACCACCACCUGGAUAAUUCGAAUUUCAAUUUUUCUUUUCUUUUUUGUUUGCAAUAAUUUCAUCUUAAACACGCAAUUGCUGAACUUUUCAUUGAAAAAUAGGAAAAAAAAAAUUUCGUUUGAAUUUCAUCGAAUUUGAAAAAAAAACAUACAAAAUUCCAAAUAAUGAUGGCUGAUGGAGCCGAAGAAGGGAAAAUUUUUGUCGGUGGUCUUAGCUGGGAAACAAAUGAAGAUAAAUUACGUGAUUAUUUUACCGAAUUCGGUGAUGUAACCGAAUGUUUAAUAAUGAAAAAUCCAGAAACGGGUAAAUCACGUGGUUUCGGUUUCGUUACAUUUAUGGAUCCAAAUUCCGUAAGAAAAGUACUAAAUGUACAGAAUCAUCAGCUUGAUGGACGAACAAUCGACCCGAAAGAAUGUAAUCUACGUACGGCGGCCAAAUCACGAAAAGAAUAUAGACAUACAAAUUUUUCGAAAAUUUUUCUCGGUGGUUUACCGCCAAAUAUAACUGAAACAAGACUGAAAGAAUUUUUCUCCAAAUAUGGAAAUGUAACUGAAGCAAUAAUAAUGUUUGACCAGGAAAAGAAAAAAUCACGAGGUGGAAGUAAAACGUGCCGAACCACAGCAUAAUAAAUCUGGUACUCCUCUACCUACGAAUGGUAAUAUACAACAUCAUCAUCAUCAUCAUGGUAUGAUGAUGGGUAGUAGUAGUGGUGGUAUUGGUG
This is a messenger RNA of Dermatophagoides farinae (American house dust mite), 1072 nucleotides long. NCBI's taxonomy places the organism in Eukaryota, Metazoa, Arthropoda, Arachnida, Sarcoptiformes, Pyroglyphidae. The record is from RefSeq and is a predicted model, not a curated record.